Molecule: messenger RNA, 711 nt
Organism: Ilex paraguariensis (yerba mate)
Lineage: Eukaryota; Viridiplantae; Streptophyta; Magnoliopsida; Aquifoliales; Aquifoliaceae
Source: the annotation of a GenBank genome assembly
AAUAUAAUGGCUAUGUAUAAGAAGAUUUAUAAGGGUGAAUUUCGAUGUCCUAGAUGGUUUUCACCUGAAUUGAUUCGGUUAUUGACUCGACUUCUUGAUACUAAUCCUGAUACCCGGAUCACAAUCCCGGAGAUUAUGAACAAUAGAUGGUUUAAAAAGGGGUUUAAGCAUGUGAAAUUUUAUAUUGAGGAUGAUAGGUUGUGUAGUGUUCAUGAUGAUGAUGGGGUAGAUUAUUCUUCUGAUCAGUCGUUGUCUGAAUCGGAGUCAGAGGUGGAGAGCCGGAGGAGGCUCACGAGUUUACCAAGACCCGCGAGCUUGAAUGCAUUUGAUAUAAUUUCAUUUUCGCCUGGUUUUGAUUUAUCUGGGUUGUUUGAGGAGGGAGGAGAGGGGGCAAGGUUUGUUUCGGGGGCUCCUGUGUCGAACAUUAUAUCAAAAUUGGAAGAAAUUGCAAAGGUGGUGAGUUUUACGGUGAGGACGAAGGAUUGUAGAGUGAGUUUGGAAGGGUCGAUGGAGGGAGUGAAGGGUCCUUUGACGAUUGCUGCUGAGAUAUUUGAAUUGACACCAUCAUUAAGGGUGGUGGAAGUGAAGAAGAAAGGAGGGGAUAUGGGAGAGUAUGAGGACUUUUGUAACCGGGAACUGAAGCCUGGGUUGCAGAAACUUAUGGUGGAGGAGUCUGCUGAAUCUUCACAUUUGCCAUCGGAUACUGAAUAG